Molecule: messenger RNA, 984 nt
Organism: Parnassius apollo (apollo)
Lineage: Eukaryota; Metazoa; Arthropoda; Insecta; Lepidoptera; Papilionidae
Source: the annotation of a GenBank genome assembly
AUGAAUGAAUUAAUGAACGAUGAUGAUGAGACUAAAAAGAAAAUUGAUCGAGAUCUAUUAGAUCUAUUUAUUGAUAACUACCAGCCAUUUUCAUUGGUGGAGGAAAGGGCGUUUAAAAAAUUUGCUCGGUGGAUUCCCGGCUACCAACUGCCAAGUAGAAAAACAAUUUCCACCGUCAUGUUGUCUGCAUUGUACAAUAAAACCAAAUCGGAAAUGAAAAUGGUAUUAGGCCCAGAGUGCAACUAUUCUAUAUGUCUUACGACAGAUUUAUGGACCUCAAGAUCGAACGAGUCCUAUAUAGCCAUCACCGCUCAUUAUAUGACAGAUGAUUUUGAGUUCAAAACUGUUUUACUUGAUUGUUGCAAUUUUCAUGACUCCAAUACCGGUGAAAAUAUACAGGAAGUAUUAAAAAAUAUUGUGGCUGAAUGGGGCCUAACUGAUAAAAUAAUAUUUGCCGUAGCAGACAACGCUGAUAAUGUACAGAAGGCCAUUCAUAACAUCGGCUGGAAGCAAUUUGGAUGCUAUGGCCACAUUUUGAAUUUAAUAGUUCAGGAUUCCCUCACAACUGUUCAACCAAUUUUAGAAAAGGUUAAAAAAAUCGUUCGCCAUUUUAAAACAAGCUCCACGGCUUUGGAAAAACUUUUAAAGGCACAAACGGACAAUACAGCUGGUUGCAUCCCGAAGCGCCUUAUACAAGAAGUCCCCACACGUUGGAACUCAACGUUUCUUAUGGUUCAGCGCUUCGUUGAAAUGGAGCAGUACAUUAGAUCCACAAUGGCCAUUCUUAAAAAAGAUCUGCCUACACUCACAAAUGAUGAAUGGAAUCUUCUUUCAGACUUAAUAAAAAUUCUACAACCAUUCCAUCAAGCCACAGAAACAAUUAGCGGUGAAAAUUACAUGAACGGUAGUCUUGUCAUUGUAAUGACACGCUGCCUUUUAGCGGCGAGUGAUAAACUCUUAACGGAGCCAAUUUUAGAAACAUAA